Molecule: messenger RNA, 8566 nt
Organism: Dicentrarchus labrax (European seabass)
Lineage: Eukaryota; Metazoa; Chordata; Actinopteri; Moronidae
Gene: rapgef2b
Product: Rap guanine nucleotide exchange factor 2b
Exons: 31
Coding region: 625-5595 (1656 amino acids)
Biological process (GO): small GTPase-mediated signal transduction; positive regulation of ERK1 and ERK2 cascade
Molecular function (GO): protein binding; guanyl-nucleotide exchange factor activity
Source: RefSeq, a predicted model, not a curated record
CUGUGUCAGUCACCAUGGUGGCAUACAACAGAGCACAGCGGCGGCGGACCUAUCUUCACUUUCAGACCCAGUAAAAAUGUUAAUAUAAUGAAUAUUCUCAGUGAGUGUCCUCGGGUCUACCUCUCACAAUGGACGCCGGGUUGUUGUUGACGGGGUAACCGUUAGCCGUUAGCCGUUAGCUUACUUUUUUUGUUUGGUGGCUCCUAACGUUACAUGGGUUUUCUUUCCGUCGCUAGCAGAAUGCUGAAGAGACAAGGAAUGGCUUUGAUGAACGCUGGCUUCAAUAAAGGGACAUUUUUCACAUUAAGAAAAUAACUCCCAAGAGACAGUUUGAGCCGCGCUUUUAAAGGAAGUUUCCUCUCGGUGGGACUGCUGUUGGCAGCCGGUUUCGGCUCGGACAACAGAGAGACAGACACCCCGAGGAGACUGCUCGGCUGUCGGGCUCCAGUUGUGGCCUGGCUCCGGGGCACUCCCAGCUUAUCCGCUAGCAUCGGAGCACAGGCGACAAGAAUAAAGCAAGACAGCAAGGGGACUUCUUGUGUUUAUAUCCGUGGCGCUGGAUAUCUGUAAACAUUGUAUCAGGAUAAGAAAUUCAAUAUCCUCCAGACGGCGUCUUCCAAAACAAUGGCGUCUUAUGUGGAUAACAGCUUUCGGCAGGCUGUGAUGAUGAAUCCGGCUGAAAGGACGCAACAGGACCUGGAGAUCGUCUACUCUUAUCUCCACGGGAUGGAGGCCUUGUCCAACCUGCGAGAGCACCAGCUAAGGAUAAUGUGUGAGACGGUGCGUUAUGAGAGACAUGAGGCCAAUGAAGUGCUAUACUAUCCUGAUGACAUUGGAAGCUGCUGGUACAUCCUGUUGUCUGGCUCUGUCUUCAUCAAGGAGUCCAUGUUUCUGCCCAGAAGCAGCUUUGGGAAGCGAUCAGCAGGCAGCCUGCGACGCGGAUGUGAGUGCAUCGUCCUGGAACCCUCAGAGAUGAUUGUGGUGGACUAUAUGGAUGAAAAUGAGGAGUACUUUCAGCGGCAAGCCUCGCACAGACAGUCCCGUCGGCGCUUUCGGAAGAUCAACCAGAAAGGGGAGAGGCAGACAAUCAUCGACACAGUGGAUCCGUACCCCACCGGAAAGCCGCCCAUAGCCCGGGGAUACCACACGGAAUGCAAUAAACCUCAGCUCCCCGCAGACUUCAGCAGACUUCACCUGGCCGACGGCUUGCACCCACAGGUGACCCACGUCUCCUCCAGCCACUCAGGAUGUAGUAUCACCAGCGACUCUGGAAGCAGCAGCCUGUCAGACAUUUACCAGGCCACAGAAAACGAACCCGGUGACAUGGACCUGAGUGGCUUGCCUGAGACCGCCGUCGACUCGGAGGAGGACGACGAUGAGGAGGACAUCGAGCGAGCGUCGGACCCCCUCAUGAGCCGGGACAUUGUGCGGGACUGCUUGGAGAAGGACCCCAUGGACAGAACCGACGACGACAUAGAGCAAUUACUGGAGUUCAUGCAUCAGCUGCCAGCAUUUGCCAACAUGACCAUGUCAGUGAGGAGGGAACUCUGCGCCGUCAUGGUUUUCGCUGUGGUCGAACGUGCCGGCACCAUCGUUCUCAAUGAUGGAGAGGAGCUGGACUCGUGGUCGGUGAUCCUGAACGGUUCAGUGGAGGUGACGUACCCCGAAAGCCGGACAGAGAUCCUGUGCAUGGGGAACAGUUUUGGGGUGUCACCAACCAUGGAGAAGGAAUACAUGAAGGGCGUCAUGAAGACCAAGGUGGACGACUGCCAGUUUGUGUGUAUAGCUCAGCAGGACUACUGCUGCAUCCUCAACCAAGUAGAAAAGAACAUGCAGAAGGUGGAGGAGGAAGGGGAGAUUGUUAUGGUGAAGGAACACCGCGAACUGGACCGCACUGGCACCAGGAAAGGACACAUCGUCAUCAAGGGCACACCGGAGCGUCUCACCAUGCACCUGGUGGAGGAACACUCAGUGGUGGACCCCACCUACAUCGAGGACUUCCUGUUGACCUACAGGACCUUCCUCUCCAGCCCCAUGGUCGUGGGCAAGAAGCUCCUGGAGUGGUUCCACGACCCCAGUCUCAGGGACAAGGUUACACGGGUAGUCUUGCUGUGGGUAAACAAUCACUUCAAUGACUUUGAGGGUGACCCUGCCAUGACUCACUUUCUGGAAGAGUUUGAAAACAAUCUGGAGAAAGAAAAAAUGUGUGGGCACCUAAGACUGUUAAAUAUAGCGUGCGCUGCUAAAGCCAAGCCGCGGCUGGUGACACUAACCAAGCCGUCCAGGGACUCUCCUCUGGCCUUCAGCCUACUCGGAGGACAGGAAAAAGGGUUCCGCAUCUUCAUUGAUGCUGUGGAGCCUGGCAGCAAGGCAGCAGAAGUUGGCCUUAAGCGUGGAGAUCAGAUCUUGGAGGUCAAUGGGCAGAACUUUGAGAAUGUCCAGCUCAGCAAAGCCAAUGAGAUUCUGAAGAACAACACCCACUUGUCCAUAACUGUGAAAACAAACCUUUUAGUGUUUAAAGAGUUGCUAACCAGGCCAGAACACGACCACGAUCUGGAUGGUGAGGAGGAACAUGACAGAAAGAACGGUGCACCCCACCUUCCAAAGAUCGGGGACAUCAAGAAGGCCAGCCGCUAUUCCAUUCCUGACCUGGCAGUGGACGUGGAGCAGGUGAUGGGCCUGGAGAAGGUCAGCAAGAAAGCAAAGACCAACACGGUGGGAGGACGCAACAAGCUGAAGAAGAUCUUCGACAAGACACUCACCAGCAUCUUGCCUCCUAAACCAUACAAUGACGUUUGCGUGGGCCAAUCGCAGGACGACAGCAUUGUGGGGAUGAAGCAGUCCAAACAGAUCCCACCACCUCUGCCCGUUAGUGGAAACCUGUCGUCCUCAAACCCAGACCUUCUGCAGUCCCACCAUCGCAUCCUCGACUUCAACAACCAGCCUGCCCCAGUCAUACUGAAUAUGUCGGACCAGGUAUUACGAGUCUUCAAGGCAGACCAGCAGUCUCGAUACAUCAUGAUCGGGAAGGACACAACGGCUAAGGAGGUGGUGGCCCAGGCUAUCAGGGAGUUUGCCCUGACUGCAGCAGCAGACGCUUAUUCACUGUGUGAAGUAUCCGUCACACCAGAGGGCGUCAUUAAACAGAGGCGGCUACCAGACCAGCUGUCUAAACUAGCCGACAGGAUUCAACUGAGUGGCAGAUACUACCUAAAGAGCAACAUGGAGACGGAGACGUUAUGUUCCGACGAGGACGCUCAGGACCUCCUGCGAGAAGGCCAGAUCUCUUUGUUACAGCUCAGCACAGUGGAGGUUGCCACUCAGCUCUCCAUGCGGGCCUUUGAACUGUUCUGUGCCAUCGAGCCCACUGAAUACAUCGAUGACCUGUACAAGCUGCGCUCCAAGACGGGCUCGGCCAGCCUGAAACGCUUUGAGGAGGCCAUCAACCACGAGACCUUCUGGGUGGCCACAGAGGUGACCCGGGAGCCAAACCAGCUGAAGCGCAUGAAGACCAUCAAGCACUUCAUCAAGAUUGCCCUGCACUGCCGCGAGUGCAAGAACUUCAACUCCAUGUUCGCCAUCAUCAGUGGUCUGAACCUGGCUCCAGUCUCCAGGCUGAGGGGAACAUGGGAGAAGCUACCUAGCAAGUACGAGAAGCUGUUCGGGGACCUGCAGGACCUCUUUGACCCAUCAAGAAAUAUGGCCAAGUACAGGAAUGUCCUCAACAAUCAGAACCUCCAGCCACCGAUCAUUCCCCUGUUCCCUGUCAUCAAGAAGGACCUCACCUUCCUACAUGAAGGCAAUGACUCUAAAGUGGAUGGCCUGGUGAACUUUGAGAAACUGAGGAUGAUUGCCAAAGAAAUUCGCCAUGUUGGUCGCAUGGCCUCCGUCAACAUGGACCCAGCUCUCAUGUUCCGGACCAGGAAGAAGAAAUGGAGAAGUUUAGGGUCCUUAAGCCAGGGUAGCGCCAAUGCGGCAGUGCUCGACGUCACCCAGACAGGGGGGCACAAGAAGCGGGUGCGACGCAGCUCCUUCCUGAACGCCAAGAAGCUUUACGAAGAUGCCCAGAUGGCCAGGAAGGUCAAACAGUACCUGUCCAACCUCAGCCUGGAAACCAACGAGGAGAGCCUGCAGACGCUCUCGCUGCAGUGUGAACCCUCCAUCAGUACAUUGCCCAAGAAUGCUAGUGGAAAACGACCAGACACCUCCCCAGUUGUGUCCAGAGCUGCCAGCCAACAGAGGGGCCAGUUGGCCAAAGGAAACCAGGCCCUCCAGGUCCCCGCUGUGGCCCUUUACCCAUCCCGAAAGAAAGUGCCAGUCAAGGAUCUGCCGCCUUUUGGCACCAGUUCCCCUCAGUCUCUGAAGAAGAUCCUGUCUCUGUCAGAGGAGGGGAACGAAAGGCACCGGAGGCAGCCAGAGGACACUGUGUCCAACGCCUCCUCCCAGCUCUCCUCCCCUCCCACCUCCCCCCAGAGCUCACCCAAGAAGGGUUACAACCGGACGGGAGACGCCUACUCAGACUCCGGUCACAGUGAGAUCUCCUCUCGCUCCAGCCUCGUCAGUAACUCCUCUUUCGACAUGGCCCAGGAGGAGAGGAGACUCCGUCACUCUGGAGGAGUUGGGGAAUCGCACAUUGGGGGGCCGCGGCUGGAACGAAGAGCCACCACUGACCCCGACCAGUACAGCCUCGGUUCAUAUUCAUCGAUGCAGGACUGUCGGGGCAUUUACACCGGCUGCCCUACAGUGCUCUCCUCCCCCAGUUCAGAGGAGCUGACUCAGGAUCAGGGCGACCGCGUUUCCCUCGACGCCGCAGACAGCGGCCGCGGCUCCUGGACUUCCUGCUCCUCUGGUUCCCACGACAACAUCCAGACCAUGCAGCAGGGGCGUAGCUGGGAGACUCUGGCCUUUGGUGCAGGUGGACUUGGAGGUGGCAUUGGAGGACUCCCUCCCGGUGGACCCGAGGCCUUAUUAGGGGGGCCUGCCGCACUGUGGGCAGCCCAGGCCAGGGGGAGCUGGGCAUCCGCCAGCUCUUCCUCAUCCUCAGCUGCUUACUGGGGAGAGGACUCUGAGGGAGAUACUGGCACCAUUAAGAGGAGAGGGGGGAAGGACGUCAAUGCCGACCCAGAAACAAGUAGCAUCACAUCCACCGGGUCAGAGGAGGCCAAGCAGCUGAGCCGGCCCUCCCCGUCACCCAUCACCGCUGGGGGUAAAGGCCUCAUUACGCGGAAAGAGAGCCGUUACCGUGAGCCUCCCCCGACUCCCCCCGGCUACACUGCCCUGACCAUCUCCGACCUCGCCGAAGGGCAGCACCCGGCCCCGUCUGUCCCCACGUCCACAGCUACCCACACAGGCCGCCGGCCACCAGACUACACCACGGCCCUGCAGCGCUCACGCAUGGUCACCCAGUCGCCCGACUCCCACCAGGCCCACCAGGGGGCCAAACAGCGGGCGGGCGGCCUCCACCGCACACGCUCACCGGCCGAGGAGCAAGAGGCUGAGGAGGAAGAGGAGGGUGAGUCCUUGUCUUCCAAACUAAUCGCUCUGAGGAAGCCAAAGCCAGUGGCACAGCAUACACCUGAGACUCCCAGACCAUGAGAGUGAGUGUACGGGGGUUAACAGGCAGGGCCCCUCUUCCCAAGGCAGAGGAUGAACAGGUGUCAGCAGUCUGAGGGACAACAGUGGACGUCCUUUUGCAGUAACUUGAAGUCCCCCUGGCUUUGGGGUGGGCAGGAUUAAAGAGACUGACAGAUAGACAGACCAAUGGACUCAUCAUCAGUUACGUACGUGCCUGCCUCCUCCACUCGGCUCUCCCUCCUGAUCAGUGGAUUCCUCUGCUCGUCUCCCUCCCCUGCCUUAAAGCAUCAUAGGGGGUUGAAUGACCCUGCAUGCAAAAAAAUACUGUGAAGAAGAGAUGGAGAGGUCAAAGACGAUGACAAAAUGCCUGGCACUUUUGGAAAAAGACUACAGAAACCUAACCGGUGCCGGGGAGGGGUCGACCUGGCCGCAUAUACACAAAACCACAUAGAUGUUGCUGUUAGAAACGGGAGCGGGUUCCUUAAGACCGGCCCCCACCCAGUGACAACCCCAAACCCACCUGUUAACACAACAGCAUCAUGACGUCUUGAGCUUCAUCUGCACUUUCUCAUUUUCUACUUUCUAAAAAAACCCCAGAACAAAUAAAAACAAGAAAACAGACUAUCGUUUGAAGACGGAGGGAAACAACGGUUGACUUGACUCUCAACUUUUCAACUUCCCACUAGAUUUCUUUUUCUUUUUUGUCUUUGACUGAUUGCACUCUGGGGGCCGUAAAAGAGAAACCAAGUCAGCCCAUUUUUCUGCCUGGACUGAAACAACCCAUCUGUUGUCGAGUGUUUGAACUCUAAAUCCAGUAUUAUCUCAUGUGUCACAUGUGAAAGCUUAUCAAGUGUUGGUUCAAAUCAAAGCUAGGAGGAGAGCCCGGUAGGGAGAACCGACAUGCACAGUGUACUGACAUACACACACACACACACACACACACACACACACACACACACACACACACACACAGAUAAAACAAUGAAUUUCUAUUAUAAAAAAAUAGCACUUUCAGCACAAUCCUAGAUGUUACCAGACAUUUGGCCUGGAUACCAGGGUAUGAGUGAACCAUAUCUUACUGUCAUCCCACCUCGGAGCUCGUCUGGUUAUAUCAAAGUCUUUUCAUCCUCCUGUUGCUUGCUGUUGCAUCAAGAGUCUAAGUGUUUUGUAACCGGCCUGUAGGUGAUAUCAAAAAGCACAGAUCUGACUGACCACCUGCUGAAAACUGAGCGAACAUGUCGGACUCCAUCAUGUUGGUCAUUACAGCGCAUCAGAGGUACACAAGGUAACUAAAUCACAAAGUGCAGCUGCAGUGGAGAAGAUUUAAUCCUGGAGGUUCACCCCUUUUUUUCCCCCCUCUCCCCCCAAAUGAAAAGCUGAUGUCAGGUGUGGACGCUGGCGGGAACUUGUGAAUACAGAAGAAGUAUAGAAGUACAAACUGUGAGCGAGCACUCACCCACCAUCAGCAUAUUUCAGAAGCUGCCAACGUGUAAAUUGUGACUGUAGCCCUAACCUUUACAAACGAUCUUGUACAGAGUCUUAUAAUACCCAUAUCUCCCUUCAAAAUAAAAGCAUCCACCAAUUCAGAUUUGGCUUUUUUCCAACCUGAACAUAUGCCACAUUUUGUGAAUGUCCAAAGCGCCUUACGAUGCCAUGAUUGCAUACAUUUCUUUGCGUGGUUGUUCCCAUCACAAAAUCACCUUGUUUCAAGAGCAGUCUUGAAUCAAGCAAUAGCGGAGUGAAAUGCCUUAUUCAGGAUACUUCCCCAGACCUUUUUUUAAUACAUUAAGACUCAGUACAAGAUGAAGCCGAGCAUUCUCUUCACCGUUUUGUUCUCACGUGGCUUCAGACGGCAUCAUCCGACUCGCUGCGGCCAUCACACGUUACAGUGUCGUAGAUGUUUUUGUCUACACACGGAGCGCCCCCACACCUCUCCCUCUGCUGUUGUGCUAAUAGAAUCAUCCUCAGAAACUCUUCACCUGUUACAGACAUCAGCUCAGUGGAUGCUGUAUGUAUAUCGCUAACGCCUGCAUCCAGUUCGCCACCAUAUCUUGCCAUCAAUGGAAGUGACUGAAGUUUUUUUGUUUUGUUUUGUUUUUUUGACUCCGGUGGGGAAGUUGACAUAUGAAGAAAUGUUUUGUUUUUUUCCGAGGCUGCCAAUCAGAAUGAUUAGAAAUCCAAUUUGUGAAAAGUAACUUUUUGUUUUCCUCUAUCACUGAGUCGCACUGAUCACAUUGAUCAGUCUUGGAAACUACAGACUGAGAAAAAGAUGAAUGAGUGCGGUGUUUUCCACUGUGUUCUGUGACUACACACUAAUAAUUUCUUGGGUUUCUUUUGUUAUUGUAGUUUUUUUUGUAAUGGCUGCAGAUAGAUUGUUAAUAAUUUGUUUGUAAUACAGUGGUGACAUGCAUCAUUCACUUUCAUUCAACUCUGAAGAUAAUGUGCAUAUUAGCGGGCCAAGUCCGACUUUGAAAAACAAAAACUUGCACAAAAAUGUACAAGCGUAAAGAUAAGUGUAGUAGGUAGAACUGCUACUCCGUUUGAUGUGUGAUGUCAGUGAGAAAUGUACAUUUAGCUGGUGAUGACCUUCUUUUUCUUCAUUCUUUCUUGUACUACUUUGACCUGUAUGUCUUUUAAAAAGACAAUUGGUGGAGUACGUAUCAGUUGUUUUUGUAUUUUUAAUACAAUAAUUGUAAAUAUUGGUUAUAUUUUUGUUCAAAUGUACUAUGUUUAUGCCUCAACAUCCAGUUUAUAUGAAGCUGGGAAUCAAUAAAUACUGCAUAAAGAAUCAACACCUAGGUUUAAAUGCACUUAUUCAUUUCUUCUACAUUUUGAUGUCUUUCUUUUCCAAUUGUUUUUUUCCUUCAGAGGAGUUUUCCCCCAGAUACCGUCUAGUGUUUGCACAAGUCAUGGAAGCAACUUGAAAAGUGUAACUCUCAUACUUUUCUAUCUGACCGCAGUGUGUCAGAAUUAAUAAAAAAGAGAUAUUGAA